CCGCGAAACUCCCGCCUUAGCUCGAUACUACUUUUUGGCAAUAUAUAUAUGUAUGUAUAUAUACAUAUAUGUAUACAUAAAUAUGUAUAUAUAUUUAUUAUAUAUAAAAUAAGUACUUAGAUUGUCCUGUGCUGUGAACUUGUAUUUUUAAUAAUAAUUUCGGAUAAAAAUAAGAUCGCAAGUGAAUAACAUUGUACUUCACGCAUAAUAACGGAUCGUACACAAAACGACAUCGAAGACUGGUAUCCAAGUAUCACCUUCUGAAAAGUUGACGGAUUCUGAAAAAGCUAUCAAAAUGCUGGAAAAAAAUCAACUACUUAAAAUUAAUACAAAUACAGGUCUACCAACCUGAAAAACGUAAACGUUUAAAUGAAAAAAAAUCUCUAGUUAUGAGGAACGAAACUGGAAUAUUUUUCUGGAAUGAGUCAAUAAUGACUCGUGAUUUCAAUUAUACGGAUUACAAUUCAACUUAUAAUGCGAAUCGAACAUCUGAUGACUUAUGGGAUUUAGCAAGUGAUCGUGCCAUAUUGGCCGUGAUACUGAUAUUAUUUUCAAUGGCGACGAUUUUCGGGAAUGGUUUAGUGAUACUAGCAGUAUUCCGUGAACGUUAUUUACAUACAGCGACGAAUUAUUUUGUGACAUCCUUAGCGUUUGCCGACUGUCUAGUUGGAUUAGUUGUGAUGCCAUUCAGUGCAAUAUAUGAAGUAUUAGAGAAUCGCUGGUUGUUCACUACAGAUUGGUGUGACGUGUGGCGUUCAUUGGAUGUAUUAUUUUCAACAGCGUCAAUUUUGAAUCUGUGUGUUAUUAGCUUAGAUCGUUAUUGGGCAAUAACUGAUCCGUUUACCUAUCCAAUGCGUAUGAGCCGUAGACGUGCCGCAAUAUUGAUAGCAAUUGUAUGGGUUUGUUCGAGUGCAAUAUCGUUCCCGGCCAUAGCGUGGUGGCGUGCAGUCCGUACUGAGAUAGUGCCGAAAGACAAAUGCCCGUUUACAGAAAAUUUAGGGUAUUUGAUAUUUUCAUCGACAAUCAGUUUUUAUUUACCAUUGUUUGUAAUGGUGUUUACUUAUUACCGUAUUUAUCGAGCUGCUGUGAUCCAAACACGUAGUUUGAAACUUGGUACAAAACAAGUAAUGAUGGCGUCAGGUGAAUUAGAACUUACUUUACGAAUACAUAGGGGAGGUGCUACGAAUACUGAUGCAAGGCAUUUAUUUCGUACGGCAUCAAGUACGCCAGAAGAGAUCCAGGACAUGGAAGAACCACUUACUUUACAUAAUAAUGGACUUUCACGUAUGCCGUCAACAAGAAUGAACAAUAAACAAAAUCUGGGAAAAAAUUUUUCUUUAUCACGUAAAUUAGCUAAAUUCGCAAAGGAAAAAAAAGCUGCUAAAACGCUUGGAAUAGUUAUGGGCGUUUUUAUCGUCUGUUGGUUGCCAUUUUUUGUGGUUAAUCUACUGUCUGGAUUCUGUGCAAGGUGUAUUUGGAACGAGGAAAUUGUUUCCGCUGCAGUCACAUGGUUGGGGUGGAUUAACAGCGGGAUGAAUCCUGUUAUCUACGCUUGUUGGAGUCGUGAUUUCAGACGAGCAUUUGUACGAAUAUUAUGCGUUUGCUGCCCCAGAAAGAUGAGAAGAAGAUAUCAACCUGCCUUUAGAUGUAAACCUAGUCAGACUAAAAAAAUAAGACGCAAGAACCAGUCGAUGAAAAAUCGGUACGUAGGAGGAAUGGGACCAGCUCAAACAAGUAGUGUAAGUUAUAGCAGUGUAUCACAGAGUAGUGAGGGAGGUGCUUACAGUGGAGUAACGACAACAAGCACGCCAUCCUCAAACUCUGGGACUUGACGUCAGGCAGGGCCUAAAUUAGGGCCGAAACGAGAUCGUGCAAUACGUUUUCGUGAGACGUGAUUAACGGAGGAAUCUAAUACUCUUCAAGUGCCAUCAACAAUUCUUAGUGAAGCAAUCAAUAAUACAGCAAUAGACGAUCAUAUUUACAAUGAUAUUAUUCUUGAUGAAAUUGAAUUAGACGAACUGUAUGAAAUUGAUGAAGAUGAUGAUGAUGAUGAUGAUGAAUAUGAAGAUGAUGAUGAUUACGAUGUAAGAUUUAAAUUUUGGAAACACCGACUGGACAGUUCAAUUCCUGAAGAAGAUGAAGAUGUAUGUGAUGACGAACAAACUUAAAUUAUAAAUAUCUGUAAAUAAAUAUUUUUUAAAUUAUAGAAAAUUUAAUUAUUAGCGUAAUAUGAUGUGUAAUUAUCACUUAAGGAAGUAUUAGCCGAUAAAAUUAUCACCUAUAGUUUUUUACUUAAAAAUUGUGCCAAAUGUUGGAAAAUAUGUUAAAAGUCAUUCUACCAAAGUUGAUUAACUUUACAUAAGUACAAAUAUUUCAGUCACUACGCAAGAUUUAAAUUUUACAAGCGUUAUUUAAUAAAUAAAGUAGACAUUUGAUGACAGCAUAAAUGAUAAAUAAUGCAAUUUA
Molecule: messenger RNA, 2466 nt
Organism: Cotesia glomerata
Lineage: Eukaryota; Metazoa; Arthropoda; Insecta; Hymenoptera; Braconidae
Gene: Dop1R2
Product: dopamine receptor 2-like
Exons: 6
Coding region: 390-1832 (480 amino acids)
Biological process (GO): adenylate cyclase-activating adrenergic receptor signaling pathway
Cellular component (GO): membrane
Molecular function (GO): G protein-coupled receptor activity
Source: RefSeq, a predicted model, not a curated record